Glossina fuscipes is the source of this 2767-nucleotide messenger RNA. RefSeq names its product sex determination protein fox-1 (gene Rbfox1). Bases 393 to 2726 code for a protein of 777 amino acids. Gene Ontology annotation, molecular function: mRNA binding. Lineage: Eukaryota; Metazoa; Arthropoda; Insecta; Diptera; Glossinidae. Gene Ontology annotation, cellular component: cytoplasm; nucleus. Gene Ontology annotation, biological process: regulation of alternative mRNA splicing, via spliceosome; nervous system development. The record is from RefSeq and is a predicted model, not a curated record. The transcript has 15 exons.
ACUUUAGUUUUACUUUCUCUUUUUUGAAUAAUAAGGAAAAUCCUCAUGUGUUAUUUGAAAGCCCUUCUGCAUUCCCAAUUGAUUGUAAUUGAGAUAAGCAAAGUCUUGAUAUUUUGCAUUCAUGAUAUAGCUUUCAGUUGUAUAAUGAUCUAUAAGUGCGCUUUCAAGUAAAACGACAAUAGUCGAUAUGAAAAAUUUCGUUCUAAACCGCAUUUGACUUUUCAUUUGUUUUUUGCUUUUAACAGUAUAAUGCGAUGAAAAAUAUUUUAUAAAACUAUUCAUUAUCUUGCUAUUUUCCUUCUUCAUCAUCGUCAACUGCUUUCAGUUUAGCUAAAUUUUCGUUAAAUUGUGAAAAGAAAAAAAAAAAGUAAAAAAUCGUAAAAAGAAAAGUUAUGCGAAACUGUCGUAUUUUAAACAACUUGUUAACUGUUGUUUAUAAAAGUCAAAGUCAGAAAAGAAGUAAUAACACAGCUGCAUAUGCUGUAGUGGUGAUGCACAUGGUGCAAGCCGGCGUUGCGCCAUAUCCGGGCGCACCGACUGGCUAUCCACCGACAACAGCACAAGUAGGCGCCGCCACGGAUGCUCUCUCGAUGGCGGUAGUCAAAGCUGAUCCAGUAACGGCACAAAUGAAAGCUGAUGCAGCUGCAGUUGCCACUAAUGGUGCCACUAAUACAAAUGUUACAUCGUCAGCCGCAACUACAGCCGCUGUAGCACAAUUGUAUAUGCAACAAAAAAAGUCUUCAGUAUUGUUAAAAACCGAAACUGACGUUACCAAUAAUGCUCAACAGGCGAAUAGUAGUAAUGCCGGUGGCGGUUCAGGCGGUGGAGGUGGUAUUAUAGCUACCUCAGCUCAAGGCACAGUUACAUGUUCAGCUACCACCGCAACUGCAGCUAAUGCAGUUAACUCAAGCCAAAGUCAGGCCAUUAAUGGCAACACAAUAACCGGUGCAAAUACUGGCGGUUCUGCCUCCGACACAAAUGGCUCGAAUGUCACAACGAACGGUAUUGCAACGCCAGCACCGGCAGCAUCAUCAGCACCUGGUUCGGGCGAUAUGUUAAUACCAACACAACAACAGCAACAGCAACAACAACAACAGCAGCAGCAGCAGCAGCAACAACAACAACAGCAACUGAUAGCGAUUAGUCAACAACAGAGUACGGCUGGUGGUCAGGCGACUACUUCGGUGACAGCUACUUCGUCUGCUACUGGCUUAUUGCCGGCUGUGAUCUCAGCUUCGACAAAUGUGAGCGGAGUUGAUACGUCGCCAUCUCCAUUGAUAUCCUCAAGCACAGCUCAAGUUAUAGCCAGUAUAAAUGCUGCUGCCGCCGGUGGCAUAAUGACGUCGGCUUUACAGGCAAAUGCAAAUGCACCGUUAGCUAACAGUCUCACAUCUGCUCUAGUCCCACAACAACAACAACAACAACAACAACAACAACAACAACAACCACAACAAACCACCUCUAUUGCCGCCAACACACCGUCAGCCGCAACAAUCGAUGCCAAAAAUCAACCGAAACGUUUGCACGUCUCAAAUAUACCUUUUCGUUUUCGUGAUCCUGAUUUAAGAGCCAUGUUCGGGCAAUUUGGCACCAUACUCGAUGUGGAAAUAAUAUUCAAUGAACGUGGCAGUAAGGGAUUUGGUUUUGUAACAUUCGCUAACAGCAACGACGCCGAACGAGCACGCGAACGUCUCCAUGGCACCGUGGUAGAGGGACGCAAAAUUGAGGUGAACAAUGCUACAGCUCGUGUACAAACCAAAAAGGUGACCGCCGUACCAAAUGUUGUACUGACAAAAGAUGGUGCAAUACCGGCUCCAGCUCUAGUCUGUGUGCCCUGGCCAGACGCAGCUAUGCGUGGUAUGGCUUUACAACGCGGACACGUCGGUAUCGUCGGUGCACCCUUCAAUCCAGCCUUGGCAGCUGCUGUAGCGGCACAGCAUCAACAACAACGCCAAGCGGCCGCUGUGGCAGUAGCGGCUGCAGCUGCCCAGCAACAGCAAUUAGGUUUACAGCAAGCCUUGCAAGUGCAACCAGCCACCGCCGGAGCUAAUGCAGCCGCCGCCAUGCAGCCCAGCGCUCAACAGCAAUUACAAACACUUGCUCAAUCCGCCGCCGCUCCGAAUGUCUCGACAGCAGCCAGCGCCGCUUAUGCAGCCCGUUUAACUACAGCUCCACCGCCACCACAAACAGCUACGGCUGCGUCUAUAGCCGCCGCCGCCAACGCAGCAGCUGCUGCCAAUGCUGCAGCCGCUGGCACUACCCUCCAUGGAUAUGCACCUGUUUACUAUGACCCCUUCUUAGCAGCAGCAACCGCUGAUCCUAAUUUGCGUUUUCAGGCAGCCAAACCGGUCACAGAAGUUCCAGCAGCACAGCCAGCAGCAAUUAUAAAUCGCCGCACAGUGACAACGCUAAACAGUACCCCACAUACGAUCAACCGCAUUCCGGUACCACAGAAUGUUUUGGCCACAGGUCCGCUGUUAAAGACACCCUUGUCUCAGGCACAACAACAGUAUGCAACUGCUGCUACUACCUAUACAGCGGUGGCGGCUAGAGCUUACAAUGCAGCAGCUGCCGCUGCCACACAACCAGCUUUGGCCGGCUAUGCUACUGUAGCAGGUUACGCACGAGAAUUUGCAGAUCCUUAUCUGGGACAUGGUAUAGGACCCGUGCCAGGCUAUGGGGCUACUAUGUAUCGCGGAGGAUUUAAUCGUUUCGCGCCCUAUUAAAUAAAGGAGAGAAGAAAAAACAAUUCAAAAAAUAAAAAAAU